AUGGAGUAAUUUUAGCAAUCAACUAUUUUUAUUUGCCAUAAAUAGAACUAGUAAUUACAGAAUAAAUAAAACAAGAAAUUAAGUUAUGUGACUAUAGGAUUGAUUGAAAUAUAAUGA
This is a messenger RNA of Paramecium pentaurelia, 117 nucleotides long. NCBI's taxonomy places the organism in Eukaryota, Ciliophora, Oligohymenophorea, Peniculida, Parameciidae. The record is from the annotation of a GenBank genome assembly.